Alternaria arbusti is the source of this 894-nucleotide messenger RNA. RefSeq lists its product as uncharacterized. The transcript has 4 exons. Gene Ontology annotation, cellular component: mitochondrion. The record is from RefSeq and is a predicted model, not a curated record. Gene Ontology annotation, molecular function: ATP-dependent FeS chaperone activity; ATP binding; 4 iron, 4 sulfur cluster binding. Lineage: Eukaryota; Fungi; Ascomycota; Dothideomycetes; Pleosporales; Pleosporaceae. The coding region runs from base 1 to 894 and encodes 297 amino acids. Gene Ontology annotation, biological process: mitochondrial respiratory chain complex I assembly; iron-sulfur cluster assembly.
AUGCUGAAGCCACGGUUGUUCUCGACGUUGCGAUGCCUGCAGCAUGAGAAUCCUCUCGGUCUUCCGCGCUCAGGCGCGCCUCCGCAAAUGCCGCGCAUGCAGCGAGGAUUGCCACAGAAGCGGAAUAUCAAAGAUGUGAAGAAAGUGAUUGCUGUCUCAUCCGCAAAAGGCGGAGUUGGAAAGAGUACUAUUGCUGUCAACCUCGCCUUGAGCUUUGCGCGUCGUGGUUACAAAGCCGGCAUCCUUGAUACCGACAUCUUCGGCCCAUCAAUACCAACUUUACUCAAUCUAUCCGGCGAACCCCGACUGUCAGCAAACAACCAACUACUCCCGCUCUCCAAUUAUGGCCUAAAGUCCAUGUCCAUGGGCUACCUCAUCCCAGAAUCCUCACCAGUAGCAUGGCGCGGUCUCAUGGUCAUGAAAGCCCUGCAGCAACUCCUCCACGAAGUCGAAUGGGGCGGCCUAGACGUCCUAGUCCUUGACAUGCCACCCGGCACCGGCGACGUCCAACUCACAAUCACCCAGCAGCUCAUCCUAGACGGCGCGCUCAUCGUAUCAACGCCGCAGGAUCUGUCGCUCAAAGACGCGGUGAAGGGCGUUGAACUGUUCCGCAAAGUCGAUGUGAAGUUACUGGGUCUGGUGUGCAACAUGGCGGGCUUCAAAUGUCCCGGCUGCGGAGACGUGCAUGAAGUGUUUGGGAAUAUGAACAAGAUCAGGGCCAUGUGUGGGAAGUAUGACUUGAACAUGCUAGGCGAGAUACCGUUACAUGCGAGUAUCAGCGACGAUGCUGAUCGUGGGAAGCCGACUGUGGUAGCGGAACCGGAGGGCGAGCGGGCUAUGGCGUUUGGCAAGAUUGCGCAGCAAGUUGAGGGUCUUAUUGGACUAGAGCGGUAG